GGUCAGCAUCCUGAAGCCAGCUGCUUCUGACAGCUUCCUCCCUGGUCAGGCCCAGCCUCUGUGUGUUCUCUGUGAACAGCUCAACACCAAGGCUGCAGCUAAGAACCAGGAUGGAGCCUCAGGCCUGGGCUGAGGUUGCUGCCAUCCACCAGCGGUGGCCUGCCCUGUUGCUGCUGUGGCUGUCAGCCCUGCAUUGUUCUUUCUCCUCGCAAGCUUCUCCCCCUCCUUCUCUGGUGCCCCGAGUCAGAAGCAGCUACAAUUUGGGAAGGACUUUCCUCGGUCUUGAUAAAUGCAAUGCCUGCAUCGGAACAUCCAUUUGCAAGAAGUUCUUUAAAGAAGAAAUAAGGUUUGACAGCUCGCUGGCUUCCUACCUUGGCCUGCUUCCUCAGGACUUGCCUUCUUAUGCUGCAAAUUACUCAGAUGAUUCCAAAACUUGGCGCCCUGUAGAGAUCUCUAGGCUGCUCAGCAAGUACCAAAAUGAAAUCUCCGACAGGAGAAUCUGUGCCUCAGCAUCAGCCCCAAAGACCUGCAGCAUCGAGCGUGUCCUUCGGAAAACAAGGAGGUUCCAGAAAUGGCUGCAGGCCAAGCGCCUGACACCUGACCUGGUGCAGGGCCUGGCCAGUCCCCUUCUGCGCUGCCCUUCACAGAGGCUCCUAGACCGCGUGGUUCGGCGGUAUGCUGAGGUGGCCGACGCUGGCAGCAUCUUUAUGGACCACUUCACGGACCGCGACAAGCUGCGUCUCCUCUACACGCUCGCUGUCAACACGCACCCCAUCCUUCUGCAGAUCUUCCCUGGGGCGGAGGGUUGGCCCCUGCCCAAGUACCUGGGCUCCUGUGGCAGAUUCCUGAUCAGCAGCAGCACCAGACCACUGCAAGAAUUCUACAAUGCAUCCCCAGAGCAGGCUGCUGACCUUGCCUACCAGCUCCUUGGGGUCCUGGAGUCCUUGAGGAACAAUGACUUGAAUUAUUUCUUCUACUUCACCCAUGUUGAAGCAGGCAUGUUUGGCAUCUUUGACAAUGGGCAUCUGUUCAUCCGAGAUGCCAGCGCACUGGGUGUCAUCGACAAGCAGGAAGGCAGCCAAGUAGUUGCCCUGGCCAGAGAGAACCAAGACAUUUUUAGCUGCCUGGUUUCCGGUUGCCAGGUCCAGCUGCCCUCCUGUGACACUAUCCCUGAGAAGCAAAGCCUGGUGCUGGUGUGUCAGCAGUUGCUGCCUCAACUUCUCCAGGGGAAGUUCCCCUCCCCAGUACAAAAGGACAUAGACUCUGCCCUCACCCAGUGCAGCGACUAUGCCUGCACAGACCCAGAAGUGCUCAGGGCCUCCAGCCGGCUGAAGGACAUCUUGAGACCUCUGAGAACCUGUGACCCUAGAUUUGCCUACCGCUACCCAGACUGCAAGUAUAGUGAUAGGUUCUGAGUGACUGGCACCCAAAUAGCCUGAAAGGACAACCCACAUGUUCCUCCAUUUGGGUUUGGGUUACUGCCAAAUUGGAAGAAGCAAGUCCAUCUUAAAUAGUUAAGCACAUUCAUUUGCCAUGGAACACACAAACUAGGGAGAGAAACUGUGUGACACCACAUGAUUGGCACCAUUGGCUGAGACAUGAUGGCAGAGUCAGGAAGAGGACAUUGGAAGGCCCAGGUGUGGACACUCGAUAUCUUUGAACCUCCAUUUCCUCUCAGUCUACUAGACUCUCACAAGUGAAAGAAGACAGAGAUGUGAGGGGCCUGGACACAAGCUUACGACCCACAAAGCAUUUUCCAGAAGCAUGUGAGAAAAGUCCCAUGAGACUGGUAUGGGUGGAAGGUAGGGUAAAGGCAGGGCUUUAGACCACUGGAACUUUAGAAUCAGACAAGGGGACCCCCCAUCCUACUCUCUUGCAUCGGCAGGGAGAGGAGACUACAGGUCAAAGUGAUGUGAUCACUCACUACCAGCUCCUGAGCCCUCUGGGCACCUGGGACACCUUACAAAUGUACAGAAGACACCCCAGGAAGAAGGAAGGGGCCAAGAAGAGAAGGGGACCAACUGAGGCCAAUGUGCUUGACCAGGUCCUCUAACAAGCGGGUGUCAAAACAGGACUACAUGGGUUUCCUUAGAGGUCAUGCCUGUAUGGAAAGCAAGAAGGAGGGGCCAGGUGAAGGCUGAAGAACAAGUCAGUUUACAUUCUGACCCCAAGCAAAGAGUAGGCAACAGAGGAAAAGUUGUUGGGAUGUAGUCGAGGCAGAAUGAAGGGAUCUCUUUUCUCCAAUAAAUGAACCCCUUUUAGUAUUCCUGUGGGCUCAGGGCUGGCCAGUACAGGCUGUGGGAAGUGUGAUUGCAGCCCAGCUGCAAAAACAGAUUUCAGAAUACAGCAGCUGAGCCACCAAAUCAGUCCCAUUGCUCACUGUAGCCACAGCCGGGCACCAACACCUGCUCUCUCCAUGCCACAGGCUGCAAUGCAUAACCCUAAGCAGUCUCGCAAUUUUCAUUCAAAUGUGGCCUUAUAGGUCAUUAAAAACAUUUUUUUCAAAGUCAGCCAAUAGAAUACAAUUUAUUCAACAAUUAGUUGGUUGUGCCUUUUAAAUAUUUAACCAUGUGGGUCAUGGGCCUCCAUGUAUGAUCUUACCCUACUUCUUUAACAAUAGCAAAGGGUUGCUCUAGAACCCAGCCUCCCAGGCAGCCCUCUACUCCUGGGGACUGUUCAGUCUUCGCCUUUCCUUCUACCUCUGAACCAGUACCUUGAAGGUCAGAACACCUGGCUUAACAGGUCUCACUACGGAUGUGCAGAAACUGAAGCCCACAGAGGAAGAGUGACUUGCUGGGAUAGUUCUGAAACCCUCCCUGCCAAUCCAUGCCCUUAUUGCUUUCCCCAUCAGCUUCUGACUCUCACCCUGGACUAUUCAAUUCUAAUUGGAUUCACAUUUAAAAGUGGAUUCCUAAAGUCCUAUCUUCUUGUUUACCAGGUGGCCUUUCAGGAUUGACAUUUGACUGCUCUGGAUAUUGUGGUAUGUCAACCACCACAGUGAGGAGGACAGGCCAAGCCCUUGCAAGAGCAGGCUUGGCCUGCCCAAGAAGCAUUGGAAUGGCUGCCCUCUGGCUGGCUGUGGGGGAUGAAGUCUGACCACCUCUCCCACCUGAACCAUCUGCUCUCUCCCAACUGGCUUGAUUCCUUCCAGUCAGCCUCCUAGCAGAGCCUAGGAAAAGGGCCAUAACCCCAUACUCUCCAAAGAUAGAAAGGAGCAUAGGGUUGCCCCCAAGACCCUCCAGUGCAUGCGCCAGGCCCAGUGGGACCAUGGCUUUUCCUCUGCAAAAUGUUUCCUCAUGAUGAGUGACUUUGAAUGAGGCCCCCAGGGAGUUAAGAGAUGACCCAUUCCUGGGCCUGAAGUAACCCUCCUCUUGCCCCUCUACCAUGUGUCUGUGGGGAAGGUAAGAAGGAAAAAGUGGCCUGCAACUCAAGAACAUUCCUUCAGAAUCAUCAUGUAACCCGUGAAGAUGCUGAGUUGAGGCAGGAACCACAGCCCUAGACUCCUUCUGAAUCAGAACAAAGAGAUUUUGUGUCUACUUGAUGGAGUCCCAAGAGAGGGCAAAGAAAAAACUACCCGUCUGAUUUGGAAUAGCCUGGAAAUGGCUCCCAGCUCCUGAUUUUUUUCCGGUUCAGGAGGUCCCUUCUCUUUUAAAUAUUCAGGACGGAGCAAAUGUGCUGUUCUUGUCAGCAUGACUGAAGAUCACAGGUUCCAUUUAUGUGCCACCUCCAGGAAACUUCCUCCCUACCCCUGCCAUCUGUUGACCCUGUCACUCCCUUUCUGUGAUAGACACAGAACAGAGCUGUCCAGGCUCCCAACUUGACAACGGGUAACUAUCUCCCCAGUGCAAGAGUGUGGUUGGAAGGCAGCACUGGCUGUCAGCCCUUUGGGCUCUACUUUGGCCACUUGGUGGCUUCAAUGGAAGCCAUACCCUUCCUAAGGCAUAUCUACAUUCAGUCACUGGGCUUGGUGCGGUGUGAUGGCCCAGUCAGUUUGACCCACUUAGCUCCAACUCUGAUAGGCAAUUCUUAUUCCUGUACUCUCUAUCCAGCAAGUUGAGACUCUACUGGGCCUACAUCCUAGUCAAACUUCUCUGUGCUUAUCCUCUUCCUCUGAAUUCCUUUCACAGGUGUUGAUUAAACAGGUUGUGUCCAGUAGUGGCAGAAAUGAUGGCUCUCAGAAAGGCAUGUCCGCAUCUUAAUCACCAGAACCUGUGACAGUUACUUUAUGUAACAAAAGAUGUAGUUAAGGAUCCUGGGUUUCCCCCAGAUUGUCUAGACAAGUCCUAAGAGCCAGUCCAUGUGUCCUCAUAAGACAAAGACUAAGGAAGUUUUGAGAGAGAAGAGGAGGUGAUAUGAAGACAAAGGUCAAGUGUGGAAUGACACAGACAUACCGAGGAAUUCCAGCAGACAGAAGAGGCAAGAAAUGGACUCUCUUCCAGAGCUUCCAGAGGAAAUGUGCCACGUGACAUCUUGAUUUCUACCUAGUGAAACUGGUUUCAGAUUCCUUACCUCCAGAACUGUGACAAGAAUACAUUUCCACUAUUUUGAACUACCACCUUCUUGGUAAUUUGUUAUAGCACCAGCCAGAAAUCAAUACAUAUUCCUAACUCCCCUAGGUAUCAGUCUCCAGAGAAAUCAACCUCCAAUACUCAACUCCAGUCUACCCUGAUCAAUUGGAAAGUAAGAUCUGGGCUGAGGCUGUAGCUCAGUGGUAGAACAGUUGCCUAGCAUGCUCAAGGCCCUAGUUUCAGUCCCCAGUGCCGCAAAUGCAUGACGUGAUGUGGAGGCUGUGGGAUGCAUUCCUAUCCAAAGCCAACAGUUUCCUUCCUCCACAUGCAAAGCUCUAUGCAUCACUGAAAACCUGCCUGAGUUUCAUGUUGAUGUAGAGCCUUUCCUGAUAGGCCAGCCACUGGAGAUCACUUUCUGAACCUUGUCCCUGAACUUCUGGACCACAUUUCUGUGCCCCAUUUGAGGCUGCCUCCAGAAAGAUCUGCAUCAUGCUUGGCCAACCAGCUGGGAGCUUCCUGAUCCUGGGGGCAAUGUGGAACAUUUUGUGUUCCCCAUAGCAACAGAGGGAUAGAUCCAGUACAGAUGUUGGGGAAAAGCUCUGAGAACAAGGACUGCCUUCUUCGGCCCUUUUCACUGUGUUCUUUGUACACCCUACUAUACACCCAUCAGACAGAGCCACAUGUCCUCAAUAGCAAGGAGACAGAUGAGUCAACACUCAAGAGCCUUCAGUCUGAAGAAAAUUAACAUCAAGUAUUCCCUAUUCCCUGGAAUUUGAUAGGAGGCAUUAUUUUACCAAGUUAUAUCAACCACACCUUUUAGCCUAGAAGACUAGCUAUCUGAUUUAUGGAACCCAAAGAAAAAUUAAAAUGUUAGGUCCACUAUUCAGAAAUCACUAAGAAUUGUAAGGUGAGAUAGCAGAGCUAAGCUCAAGCCCUUUCCAAUUGAAUAGAUUGCAAACCCACCAAGGAGGCCCAUGGGAGGAAAUACAGAUACAAAUCAUCCUUACACUUGGCAUUGAGUUUUGCUGUCAUUUGCUAAUUCAUUCAGUUCCCAUACCCAAAGAGAGAAGAUGUGGGAUGGGGGUGUGAAAUAUAAAAUAUUUAAUAAUUGCCAUGCCAAAGGCCUAUGAGAACAGUCUCCCAGCUGCAGCUAUUGGGAGGAUCAAACUACAGCCCAGCCCACAAGUGUGCCUCCACAGGAAGAUGCUGGCUUUAGUGGUUUGUUCUGUGAGCCUGAAUAUUUUCUCUGGAGUUAAAAUACUUUGUUGGAAUUGUGCUUUGGGGGAAAAAAUCCAGAGCUCCAGAAUCAGACAGACCUGGUAUCAAAUGGUGACUAUUCUGGUUAAUGUGUAACUUUUCCCACGUUGUUUACCUUUCAGGGUAUAACUUUUUGCAUGUAUAAAAUGGGAAGAAAAAUGUUUACUCUUGCAGGAAUAGUGUCCUGUUUAUGUAACAUGAUGUCUCUAUUUGAAGGCAAAUGUAGAGAAAGAGCAGAUGUCCUCCUGACGGAAAGGCUUUCCCACACAGCUAGGGAAAGCACAGUGCCAUCUUGGAGGGGAGCCUGAUCCCCACCCUAAGCCUAUAUUUCAUCCUAGAGGUGCCACCACAACACCUCAGGCUACUGGACAGUCUGACAGUUGCCAUUUUUGUUGUCUUCCCCAUCUGGACUCUGGGUCAAUCAUAAAAGGCUGCUGGACAGUUGCCAUCCCCAUCUCCUUCCCUGGCCUGACCCCUCCAACAAGCUUAAAGGGAAUUCUCCAGAGCAGGUGAUACUGGGAGACUUAGCAAGUCCACCUGUGCUCAGUGUACGAAAAGUGAGGACACACUGACCCAAUGUGAUAGUCCCAGGCUUUCUGCUGGUUCAUGGAGACAUGGCUCCCCACUCACCUUGGGCCUGUUGUCCAUAUAUAUUGACCCAGUUGAGCUCACAAACACACAGGAUAUUUUCUGAUUGGUAUGUGGCUCUUUGAGGACAACUUCAAACCAUAUGAAAAUACCAGUGCCCAAGCAGGGGACCUGAGCAUUUGCAGAUAUAACAGCCCUCCAAGAAAGCAUUAGAGAAAUUGCCCAGCCAAGGCAAGCUGUACAAGUGACCCACUCAUUAGAGCUUUUUGAAGAGGCAGGUAAGGAGAGAAGAACACCCCAUUACUACUUGAGUAACCAAGGAAAGGCUGCAGGCCUAGACCGGCCCUCAAGCCAAAGUGGCAUCCCACAGGGAGAAAUUGGCCCUAAAAACAGACAUGCCUGCCUUUGAAUCCUGCCGUGGUCCUUCCUGCAGAAAUCAGUACAUCGAAGUUAUUCUUUGCGAUAAUGGUAUUCAUUGCAACUGAGAGACAAACAUAUCAUUUCUGAUGAGUAAGCAGUUAUGCACUGUAAUUGCAUAUUAGAUACACCCUAAAGGUGGAUACACAGGACAGAGGCUGGAUAAACUACAGAGGAUCCACAUAAUGCAGUGCCAUACCCUGUACAGAUGAACUGUGGAGGGCUCUGUGAAUUCACAGGAUACAGUGCUAAAUGGGAAAGAACGACACUGUCUUUUGUGUAGGAAAGAAAGGAUAUAAAACCCCACUUACAUGUCUGCUCACUUGAAAUGUUUAAAUUGGAUGCUGUGAGGAACUGAGGGUAAUUCUAUAACUGCAUGUCUCAAUACAUCCUCAGUACAGCACAGGAAGAAUGAAGCGAGUUAGAAGCUCUGAUUAGAAAAGCAACAGUCUUCACUUGGUUUCUCCUAUGACCCAGGCCAGGGAGGGGGGAUGCUUGGUCAUUCGGCUUAAACAAUGUUCAUGUUGUUGUUUGUGUUCAGACGUGAGUACAAAGUGGCCUUGUUUUGUCUUGAUCCAUCCUGGUCACAGAGGGGCUUUGUUUGAUGUUGGUAUUCUGAGAAAUUGUUUAUGUCCAAAGGGAAGAUGAGAGCUGGUCUCUGAAGGCCAGGCCAGCUGUGGGCAACACCGAGGCUAAGGCUUAACUAAUGAUCAUGCCAAUCCAAUUCCAGCUCUCAAGGGUGCUCUUCUCCUCUGUAAGACAACUGCUAGAAUUCAAAUUAGGUGUAUGGGUCAAUAAAUAACAUUUUAAUUGGUGUUAA
Molecule: messenger RNA, 7590 nt
Organism: Nannospalax galili (Upper Galilee mountains blind mole rat)
Lineage: Eukaryota; Metazoa; Chordata; Mammalia; Rodentia; Spalacidae
Gene: Dipk2b
Product: divergent protein kinase domain 2B
Exons: 5
Coding region: 111-1415 (434 amino acids)
Source: RefSeq, a predicted model, not a curated record